Messenger RNA from Eucalyptus grandis, 2192 nucleotides. Its product is annotated as heat shock factor protein HSF8. The transcript is spliced from 2 exons. Gene Ontology annotation, cellular component: nucleus. The record is from RefSeq and is a predicted model, not a curated record. The coding region runs from base 280 to 1749 and encodes 489 amino acids. Lineage: Eukaryota; Viridiplantae; Streptophyta; Magnoliopsida; Myrtales; Myrtaceae. Gene Ontology annotation, biological process: regulation of transcription by RNA polymerase II. Gene Ontology annotation, molecular function: DNA-binding transcription factor activity; RNA polymerase II cis-regulatory region sequence-specific DNA binding.
CUGGCUCUGUUCUUCCGCUCACUCUCUUCCACCGUUAGCGAAAUUACUCUUCUCUCCCUCUAACCCUCUCUCUCCCUCGGCUUCACGUCCAUGGCUUCCCCCCCGAUUCCCGCAGAACCCUAGAAAAUCCGCCCUCCUCCCUCCCCAAUCCCCCCCUUGAACCUCAUCGCCUCAGCUCCCGAUGGACGGUGCCGGCGACGACGGCGCAGGCGGCGCCUCCAAGCAGAGCAACGCCCCGGCGGCGGCCCGGCGGCGGCCCCUUCUCCCGCGCCCGCGCCGAUGUCGAGCGCGAACGCGCCACCGCCUUUCCUGAGCAAGACGUACGACAUGGUGGACGACCCGGCGACGGACUCGAUCGUGUCGUGGAGCGCCACGAACAACAGCUUCGUGGUGUGGAAGCCGGCGGAGUUCGCUAGGGAUUUGUUGCCCAAGUAUUUCAAGCACAACAACUUCUCCAGCUUCGUUCGCCAGCUCAACACUUACGGUUUCCGGAAAGUUGAUCCAGAUCGCUGGGAAUUUGCAAAUGAGGGUUUCCUGAGGGGUCAGAAACACCUUUUAAAAAGUAUAAGUAGACGAAAACCCGUGCAUGGACAGGGCAGUCAACAGCCGCAGCAACCACCUGGACAGAGUUCUUCAGUUGGGGCAUGUGUAGAGGUUGGCAAGUUUGGGCUUGAGGAAGAAGUUGAAAGGCUCAAAAGGGACAAAAAUGUGCUCAUGACAGAGCUUGUGAGGUUGAGACAGCAGCAGCAGGCCACUGAUGGCCAACUGCAAACGAUGGUCCAACGACUCCAUGGGAUGGAACAACGACAGCAGCAGAUGAUGUCAUUCCUAGCAAAAGCUGUGCAGAGCCCGGGUUUCUUUGCUCAGUUUGUACAGCAACAAAAUGAGAGCAACAGGCGCAUCACUGAAGUGAAUAAGAAACGCAGACUAAGGCGAGAUGGCUUAUCUGAGAAUGAGCAUACUGCUGCUUCUGAUGGACAGAUUGUUAAGUACCAGCCUCCAAUAAAUGAGACUGCCAAAGCAUUGUUCAGGCAGAUGAUGAAAGUAGAAGCUCCUCAGCAGGAGUCUUUUGACGAUAGUCCAGAGAGUUUUCUUCUCGGUGAUGGUUCAUCUCUGUCCAGUGGCAUGGACAGUAGGACUUCGAGUCGCAUCUCUGGGGUGACUCUUCAGGAGGUCCCGCCAACUUCUAGCCAGGUUCCUGAGAUUCCACCAGCUUUGGGGGCCUCAGCAAAUGAUCCCUCAUCUGCCGUAUCUGAACUAAAGGCUCCGUCACAGGGUACUGCUAAGGUCACUACUAACCAGUUUCCAGAUAUGGGUAUGCUCGCAGGAGCACAGGAGUCUGAAGCAGUCUCCGUUAAUCAGGCAGAUACCGUUAUGACUGGGAUCUCUCAAACACAAGACAUGGUGCUGGAGGAUAUUGCUAAUAUAUCCAGAGAUGACUACAUGGGAGCAGAUCUGCAUAAUGGUGAUUACAUGGAUCCUGCAUCAUUUAUGAAUGGGUCGAUGCCUAUAGAGAUCGAUAGCAUUUCCCCUGACCCCGACAUUGAUGCUUUGUUAGAGAGUUCCACCUUCUGGGAUGAUCUUCUUAUGCAGAACCUUUUACCGGAGGAGGGUGAAUCAACUUCAGCAGAAGCUCAUGCUGGGGCUAAUGACGCGCAGCCGAUGGAGAAUGGAUGGGACAAAGCCGAGCACAUGGAUCAGCUUACUGAACAGAUGGGCCUCCUCGCAUCUGAUAACAAGGGGAUUUGACCUUAUACAAAUUUUCAGUCUGUUCCCACCAUAGCUCAGGUUGAAAGAUCGUUGGUGAGAGGGGCUCAUUUUGGCCUUCCCCAAGAGCAUAUCGGGCAUCCGAGUAUUCAUACAUAUACAAGCCUUUUCUGAAUGUCACGGGCCCCAAACUCUGCACAUCAUUUUGAUACUUGAGCUCUGGUGGAAGAAGGGGCCAUAAGUCGGAUAGCUUAGUUAAGGGGUACUACAGCUUCAGUUUAGUCGGCUCUUAGAUGGAAAGAAUAUAAAGGAUGGACGUUUGCCGAGCUAAAGCGUUGCUGAAGAAGUAUUGUAUAAUUUGUUAAUUUGUUAAGCUGAUGAAAACCCCUUCUCUAAUCGUAUGUCUCAUUUGAGAUUUAUGUCCAUUGGUUUUUCACCUUUUUAGUGCAGCGGGUGGGAGUUUUCACACUAACUGCCUUGAGGAA